This is a messenger RNA of Seminavis robusta, 1704 nucleotides long. Lineage: Eukaryota; Bacillariophyta; Bacillariophyceae; Naviculales; Naviculaceae. The record is from the annotation of a GenBank genome assembly.
AUGGUUCUGCAAAAGUCCUCGGCAUCCUCCAUCUCUCCGAUGCUACCCGUGGGUUCCAAUCUGUUUAAUGGAGCUAGUAGGCUGAGACCAAGGUUUUUGUACUGCCAGGAUCUUGCCAGACCGCCUUGCAUAAACCUUUCACAAAAUUCAGCAAUUCGGUGGCUAUCAUCUGAUGGCAAACCAGGAAGCGAUGGUAACAGGCGAACCUCAGCCGAGGAGAGGACCCAAAACACCGCUGCUGAUCAGGCAAAAACAUCGAAGGAAGAAUCUUCUGGGGAAGGGCAGCGUGAAAAACUGGAUCCCAGGACCUUUCUCCUUGGUACUACAGCACGUCUUCGAAGAGUGGCGGAGUUUCAAGGGCAAUUAGGGGAUGAGAUAGCCACAUAUGCUAUCGUCGUUUUGCUUGGACUGAUAAUACUUGCUCCCAUCAUGGGACAGUAUAUGCGUCGGUCUGACAACGAAUAUGAUGAACUAGACACUGACGACCAAGUGGUUGACAUGGCAAGAAUAGUUAAGCGUGAUUUCUUGGAUAAAAUCUCGGAAGGGAGCCUGGAAGAUAAGGGUGUGGUCCACACCGUCAUUGGCGAUGUCCUGGCCAGCAAGUCACUUCAAGAACAGGCUAUCAAGUUUGUUGUUACAAUUGUGCAAUCAGACCAGGUAAAGGCCGCCUGUCAAAAGUUGCUGAAGGAAUUAUGGAAUGACCUGAUCAAAGAUCCAGAGACGGCGGCACAAGUCAUCUUCCUACUCAAUGCAGCAAUCGAAAACCCCGAUAUUCGGUUAGCAGUCAAGAAACUGGUGCUGGACAUUGUGGAAGAUGAAGAGGUUCUGGAAGAGCUCGUUCGAAUGCUGCAGAAGUUGGGUGAAGACCAAGAGGUCCUUGAUGCGACGAAAACGCUUCUCACGGAAAGCGCCCACAACGCACUAAACGACCCCGAUAUUCUUGAUCAUUCGAUGGAGUUUGCAACAGAUGUUGUGGGAGACGAUGUGGUACAGCGUACGGCUGGUGAGGCGUUGCGCAACACGCUUUCAUACGCCGUGCAGCCCGGAAUGACAAUACUUUUUGCUGCAGCAGGAGUUGGGCUUCUUUUUUUCUCUGUCAUGUCAUUGGGCUACGCGAGGUCAUCCGAGCAGGAUGCAAAAGUUUUGGAUCAAGCAGUAUCUGGAUUGGCCCGCUCAUUACAGCCGAGUCCGAGACUCACAGAUCGCUUGUGGAACGUGAUCACCUUGCCAUUUCGUGCCAUCUCAACCGCCGUUGAAGCAGUAUUCACUACCGUGCUGCUUCCAUUCCACCUCGUCCAGCGUACUGUCGCACAGAUGAAGUACACAAGUCAGGCUGCUAGCAAAGCAGCAACGACGACAACCGCUUGGCUUGUUGGAAACAUCCAAUCCACAUAUGCAUGGGUAACGACCGGAGCCACGGCGUUAUCCACAUCAGUGAAUCACUAUGGAAACGUGAUCAUCAACUUCAUAUUGGCCCCCAUUUCAUGGUUGUCGGGCAGCGGGAGAAACUCUGAACAAUCCACCACGAAGGUUACUUUGACUGAAACCGUCGUGGCUGGACUUAGCGACACCUGGAGCUCGGUCCCACGCGAAACAAAGGCAUUGGCGUGGGUCUCUUUGGAUAGAGCUGCAGAGUCUUUCCGUUUGUGGCAGAGCUACUUUCCUUCCCUUUUCUCUUCGAAAAGAGUUGUCGGGUCAGAGUAG